Molecule: messenger RNA, 1230 nt
Organism: Phyllostomus discolor (pale spear-nosed bat)
Lineage: Eukaryota; Metazoa; Chordata; Mammalia; Chiroptera; Phyllostomidae
Product: CD99 antigen
Exons: 10
Coding region: 85-663 (192 amino acids)
Biological process (GO): T cell extravasation; positive regulation of neutrophil extravasation; homotypic cell-cell adhesion
Source: RefSeq, a predicted model, not a curated record
GGGGUGGGGGUGGGGGGGUUUGAGUGUAGCCUCCGCCCGCGAGCGCCACUCCGGGGAUCUUGCCUGUGCCGCACCGGGCGCACCAUGGCGCGCCGGGCCGUCCUCGCGCUGCUGCUCUUCUGCCUGCUGAACGCUCUGGUGUCCGCCCAGGAUGAUUUCGAUUUAUCGGAUGCCGUGGACGACACGGAGAAGAUACCCACACCAACCCCCAAAAAACCCACUUCUGGCGACGACUUCACUUUAGAAGACGCGUUGCCCGGUGGAGGACACGAUGAUCCCAUGCGUCCCGGACCGCCGAAACCAAAACCGAAUCCAAACCCCCACCACCCCGGAAGUUCGGGUGGGUUUUCAGACAGCGACCUGGUCGACCAGACGUCCGGUGGAGGAGGUGGCGGAGGCGGUGGAGGCGGUGGUGCUGGCACAGGCGGUGGCGGAGGAAACCAGCGGCAUGACGGGGAGGGACAAGGCGAGCCCCAGGGCGUGGUCCCUGGCAUCAUAGGGGCCGUGGUGGUGGCUGUGGCUGGGGCCAUUUCCAGCUUUAUUGCCUACCAGAAGAAGAAGCUGUGCUUCAAGGAAAACACGGACCAGGCCGACAUCAACAUGGAGACCAACCGGACCGUGAACGCAGAGCCGCUCGUUCAACAGACGAUCAUCGAGAAGUAGGAGGUGGCCAGCGUGCACACACACAGCUUGGAGGUCGCAACGGGACUAGGGGGGUUUGGAUGCGGCGCCUCCAAAGAUGGGGCGGGGCGGGGCGGGGCAGCCUGCCCGGAACCAGCCCCUCACCCCCGCACCAGCCCUCCCCUGGAGGGCCCCACCUGCACCAGCCUCGUCUCGCCCGGCCCCUGCUCACCUUGGAUCCUGCGGUCCACAUCUCAGAAGUGGUUCGCCUGUCGCUGUGCCGGGUCCAUGCCGGUGACCCACCAGGAGUCCGACAUCCGGGAGGGGAAAAUUCCCCACGCCUUCUCCCAAGGCCCUCCAGGGUCCCCAGGGGAUGGGACCGACUGUCCACCGCGAAGCCCCCCCGUCAUUCUGGUUUCGGAAACCCCGCGCCACGGAUGCACUGAAGGUCCCCCCCCCCCCCCCCGGGGCACGCGGGAAACUUCCCCAGCAACGGGCCGUUUCACACAGUGACAGGACCCUUCAGUCCGCUUCCUCAAAAUUUCGUGUCUGGGGAUAUUUUUUUGUUUGUUUUUUUAUGGCAGGCGAAUAAAAAGGAAUUAGAAACCA